Molecule: messenger RNA, 2376 nt
Organism: Peromyscus leucopus (white-footed mouse)
Lineage: Eukaryota; Metazoa; Chordata; Mammalia; Rodentia; Cricetidae
Gene: Itpa
Product: inosine triphosphatase
Exons: 7
Coding region: 83-505 (140 amino acids)
Biological process (GO): nucleoside triphosphate catabolic process
Cellular component (GO): cytoplasm
Molecular function (GO): nucleoside triphosphate diphosphatase activity
Source: RefSeq, a predicted model, not a curated record
CGGAAGCCAGGCUAUCUACUUCCGCCUCCAGCGUUCCACGCGUAGAGCUUCCGGGCAUUCCCGGCCGUCUCCAGCGCAUGCAAUGGCCACUUCUUUGGCGGGGAAGAAGAUCGUGUUUGUGACGGGAAACGCAAAGAAGCUGGAGGAGGUCAUUCAGAUUCUAGGAGAUAAGUUUCCAUGCACUUUGGUGGCACAGAAAAUUGACCUGCCUGAGUAUCAGGGAGAGCCGGAUGAAAUCUCCAUACAGAAGUGUCGGGAGGCCGCUCGCCAGGUGCAGGGUCCUGUACUGGUGGAGGAUACCUGUCUGUGCUUUAAUGCCCUCGGGGGGCUCCCUGGCCCCUACAUAAAAUGGUUCCUAGAGAAGCUAAAGCCUGAAGGUCUCCACCAGCUCCUGGCCGGCUUUGAGGACAAAUCAGCCUACGCACUGUGCACAUUUGCUCUCAGCACCGGGGACCCAAGCCAGCCAGUCCUCCUGUUCAGGGGUCAGACCUCGUUUCUCUGUUGACAACCUCCAGGAUCUUGUGGAUAGUACUGCCGUGACCUGAGAGUGCGGAUGAGUCAAGAGCCUGUUUUCAGCUCUUUUGGUUACACAUGUGGUGAGUGGUAGGGCCGGCUGGUUUCACAGCCCAGUUAACAUUGUCCGCAGUGAGCUGUGCUGCCCGUGGCUUUCCCAGAAGUCUCCAGUUGGCCACUUCCUGCAGUGACUAAGUAGCAACUGCCUUAGACCGGCUGGUACUGCCUUAGACCGGCUGGUACUGCCGUCCCUCCCUCUCUGGUCCAGCUGUGGCUGCCCGUGCUCUUUCCUGCUGACCAACUUCCGGUCUCCGUGAGGUGGUCUCGUUUCUCCAUCCUCUUCUGUUCUCCCGGUGGGCUCGUUGUCUUUGGUGUCCUUGUUACACACUGUCAAGUGGUACAUGAACAGCAUUGUCCUUGUAGUAGCCGUUUGCCUUAAGACAUCCGUUGUAGAAGGAGGAGUCUGGGUUUGCUGGGACCUCAGGCCGAGAGUGUGGACAGCUGUAGUGAGGCUCCGAGCGCUUCAGUCGUUGGCUUUGGUCACAUAGCUCCCCACUAGUAAAAGCAUAAUUUCCCUUUGGCACUGUGUAACUUGGCGUUUAUUUCUGUGUUUAAUCUCCGUUAUUUAUAACCGCCCUUGUCACUGUCCUGUGCCUUCUUCUCCCCAACAUACCAGGUGCUAGGAUGUGAAGCCAGGUCCUCUACACACUAGGCAGGCACUCUGUCCCUGGCCUCUAUUCCCAGCUCCUCCUUUUUUGUUGGUUUUUGUCUUGAAACAGGGUCUUGCUGUUGCCUGUGCUGGUCACAAACUCACCUUGUAGCCCAGAUUGGCUUUGAACUCGGAGUACUCUGUCUCGGCCUGGGAGCUGGGGUGACGCCUGCUUCAGUGUGGCUGGCUUUGUCUGGAGUGUAGUGGUGGUGUGCUGCCCGGGUCUCCGCUAACCUAGCUCUCCCCUUGAGCUUCAUCCCUAACCCAGAGCAGACUUGGUACUUGAUAACAUGGCAUUUCAUGACACUGCUUGUCAUCUUGGUGACAUUUUCAUGUUUGUAUUGUGUGCCCUUCCCCCUUUUCAGCAGGCUCACUAUGUAGCCCUGGCUGGCCUGGAACUCGAUCUGUAGACCAGGCUGGCCUCGAAUUCACAGAGAUCCGCCUUCGCCUGCCUCCUAAAUGUUGGGGUUAAAGGUAUGCCACCAUGCCCUGCUAAACUAGUCGCUCAGGCCGUUCUCAACCCUAUAGCUGAGGAUGACCUUGAAGGUCUAGUCUCUAUCUCCCAAGUGCCUUGUGCAUGCUGGGGAGCCCGGCAGCACCUAACCACAUCCUCAGUUCUUCCCUCUAUUGUAAGAAAUACCACGAACAGUUCAGGACCCUUACCUUGCUAUCAGGAGCAAAUUUUCUAAAAGUGUGUGUGUGUGUGUGUGUGUGUGUGUGUGUGUGUGUGUGUUGUGUGUGUGGAGGUCAGAGGUUGCCUUUUAGGAGGUGGCUCUCGUAGCUACCUUGGCAUCUAGGGAGUGAAAUCAAGUAGUCCGUGCAGCAAGCACUUACCUACCUGCUGAGCCACCUUUCCAGCCACAUGUUUUCUGUCACAUUUUCAAAACUGGCCCAGCUUUCCUUCAGUUAGGUUACAGUUUAUCAGGACUACAGAAAGAAGGUCAUCGCAGUGGUAUCGGUAGGCCAGUCAAAAGCAAAGUCCCCCUCCCAGGCCUGCUCUGUGUCCUCUGCUGUGUGUCUGUGUGCACAUGCAUGAACAUACGGAGGCCGGGGUACGACCUCAGGGUGCUGUCCAUCUUGUGGUAUUAGUUUUUUUGUUUGUUUACGAGUUCUCACUGUGUAGACUGGGCUAACCUUGAACUCACAGAGAGCCA